AUGCAGGCCGCAAGACGGCUCGGGAAGCGGCUCCCGCUGCUGCCUCCCACACGCCACGCGCCGUCCAUCCGAAAGAUAACCUCCCUGCAACGUGAGCCGGCGCCCCCCUCGGCGCGCGCCCAAGAUCACGACAGACGAGACCGGUACCCCCCCGCCGAUGCCCUCCGCCAAGGGUCCCGAGUCGAGACUUCCGACGGCGACGUCCUCCUCCGAAGAAUCGGCAAGUGCCUCUCCUUUGGCUGCACCCCUCCGCAGACCGCCGACGCCGCCGCCCUCGUCCGCGACAUCGCCGACAACUGGUUGGCCAUCCAGAUGACCCUCGCGGCCCGCAGCCCGCAGGCGCGGGACCUCGUCUAUACCGGCGCGCUGUGGAAGGACAGCGCCGACAGGAUUCUCGACCCAUCAACGCCCCGGCCCUGGAAGGGCAUCGGCCGCCACGCCCAACUUGUCCGCGUCGGCCAGGAGGCCGCCGUGCGCUUUCUCGACUACAGCCUUGCGACGGCACCCCCCAGGUAUCAAAAGAUGUGGGAGAAGCUGAGAGACGAGGGCGAACGGAACCACGGACAUGAAGUACCCCCCCAUCUGGAGCUGGCCGAUGUCUGGCUCGCCCAUGUUGACAACCGCGUGCUGCAAACCCAGAAUGUCAGCGCCCUCGCCCGGCUCGACUCCCACAAGAGAUUCCUCGACAAUGGCGAGUUUACUUUGACUGUCUCUAUAUGGUCACACAGGUACAUCGCCAAGCUAGCAGAUGCCACCGUCUUGGUGACGUACAACACGAACACGGCGCACCGAAACGAGACUUUCCUCAACAAGGAGCUACGGCGCAUGGCCGACCUCGGGCUGGACCCCCCAAAGGCAUAUCACCAGGCCAUGCAAAAAGGAGAGGCCGUCUUGUGCGCCGUUGAGAAACUGGAAAAGGACACCUGGGACAGCGCCGACGCUGUCGAGGAUUUCGGCUCUGCCUCCACUGCCUAA
This is a messenger RNA of Colletotrichum higginsianum IMI 349063, 975 nucleotides long. RefSeq lists its product as uncharacterized. The record is from RefSeq and is a predicted model, not a curated record. NCBI's taxonomy places the organism in Eukaryota, Fungi, Ascomycota, Sordariomycetes, Glomerellales, Glomerellaceae. Bases 1 to 975 code for a protein of 324 amino acids. The transcript has 3 exons.